This is a messenger RNA of Chrysoperla carnea, 795 nucleotides long. RefSeq names its product CHH-like protein (gene ITP). Gene Ontology annotation, molecular function: neuropeptide hormone activity. Bases 135 to 536 code for a protein of 133 amino acids. The transcript is spliced from 4 exons. Gene Ontology annotation, cellular component: extracellular region. Gene Ontology annotation, biological process: circadian rhythm. Lineage: Eukaryota; Metazoa; Arthropoda; Insecta; Neuroptera; Chrysopidae. The record is from RefSeq and is a predicted model, not a curated record.
UUUUUUUGUUUAAUCUAGAGUGAACGAAUAUUUGUCUAUUGAAUAUUAUUUACUAUUUGAAUAAUGUACUUAUUUUAAUUUCAAAUAAUGUAUCGGAUUUCACAAUUUGGAGUGGGAGCUGUUAAGUAAGGUAGAUGCGUCUGCAGUUCAACAGAAAAACUGGUGCCGUAGGAGUUUUAGUAUUAGCGAUAUUUGUAUCAGUUUUUACGUCAACAUUGUCGAUGGCUUGUCCGCCAGGACAACAUAAUGAUCUGGUACAAUUCAAACGUACAGGACAUCAUAUUAGCAGACGUAGUUUUGCGGAACUUCAGUGUAAAGGUGUUUAUGACAGAAGUCUUUUUGCUCGAUUAGAUCGUAUCUGUGAAGAUUGUUAUAAUUUAUUCCGAGAACAUCAGUUACAUAGACUGUGCAGGGAACAAUGUUUCACAUCGGAUUAUUUCGUAGGUUGUGUACAAUCACUACAACUUGACGAUGAAUUAGAACAAUAUAAAACAUGGAUAAAACAGCUGCACGGUGCAGAGCCCGAUUUUUUUUAGGUCACAAUGUUUUACGACGGACUAUUUCAAAGGUUGUUUGGAAUCAUUACUUCUCAAGGAUGAGGAGGAGAAGUUUAUGCAAAUGGUCGAGUUCCUCGGGAAACGAAAAUGAACUAUUAUUGUUGGUACACCAACUAAUUAAUUGUCAUAUUUCGUCUCCUUCAUAAUCCUAGUCAUUACCUUUAUUACAAAUAAAACAAAUAUUAGAAAAUGAAUAAUAGAAGACAAAGAGUAAUUUUAAAUAACUAAAAAAAAAUGA